Messenger RNA from Sardina pilchardus (European sardine), 2279 nucleotides. RefSeq names its product solute carrier family 49 member 4 (gene slc49a4). Lineage: Eukaryota; Metazoa; Chordata; Actinopteri; Clupeiformes; Clupeidae. The transcript is spliced from 9 exons. Gene Ontology annotation, cellular component: intracellular membrane-bounded organelle; membrane. Bases 139 to 1545 code for a protein of 468 amino acids. The record is from RefSeq and is a predicted model, not a curated record.
AGGGUAUGGUAGCGGUUGUUUUUGUUUUCCUGGUCAACUGUUAGUUUUUCAAAAUCACGGUUAUUUUUUACAUCUAACGUUGGAAAUCCUUGCCAACUUUAUCAGAGACACUACUGAAGUGAUAUCGAAGCUAAUUCAAUGGGUGCCAUCGAGAGCACAGAGGGAGAAAGGGAACCAUUGCUCGUUCCAACUCAAACCGAGACUAGCAUACAGCCUGUGUACAGCAGAGUCUAUGGACGAAGAUGGCUGGUUCUGACCCUCUUUUCGUUGUUGGGGUUUAUGCAAGGGAUGGUAUGGAACACUUGGGGUCCAAUACAGAUCUCUGCGAAAGAGGCGCUCAGCUUCACGUCCACGGAUAUCGCCGUACUAGUGCUGUGGGGUCCAGUGGGCUUUUUUCCAUGGCUGCUGUUUAUAUGGCUUAUGGAUAAAAAGGGUCUGCGGGCGUCCCUGUUGCUCUCGGCCUUCUUCAUGGUGCUGGGCUCUGCCAUGCGCUCUGUCCCCAUUGUAGACCUGCAGAUCAGGCGAUGGUUGAUUCACGGGGGGCAGCUACUGAAUGGUUUAGCCGGCCCCACCAUCAUGAGUGCCGGCCCCCUGCUCUCCACCACGUGGUUUGCCCCGGACCAGAGGGCAACCGCUACCGCCGUGGCCUCCCUGGUGUGCUACCUGGGCUCGGCCUGCUCCUUCCUGAUGGGCCCGCUCCUGGUGCCCGCGCCCAACGGGACCAUGAACGCCAUGGGCAUGGUGUACAGCAGCACCGUCUCCGCGGACACCAACUUCAUCAGAGACAGGAUCCAGCUGGUGCUCUACGCAGAGUUCGGGAUGAUCGCCGUGCUGUUCUCCGUGGUGCUGCUGUACUUCCCCUCGCGCCCCCCCAUGCCCCCCAGUGUGGCGGCUGCCAGUCAGAGGCUCAGCUACCGGAGCAGCAUCUGCAGACUGCUGAGUAACGUGCGGUUCCUGAUGAUCGCGCUGGCCUAUGCUGUUCCUACCGGGGUGAUCGCAGGCUGGUCAGGGGUCUUGGACAUGAUUCUCGCGCCAGUGAACAUCAGCCAGGUGGACGCAGGCUGGGUUGGAUUCUGGUCCACGGUGGGAGGCUGCGUGUUUGGAGUGGCGAUGGCCAGGUUCGCUGACUCUAUUCGGGGGAUGCUGAAGCUGAUCCUGGUGUUGAUGCUGGCCGGUGCCUCACUCUCUGCCACCUGGUUUACCCUCACCUGCCUGACCCGCCUCACCCACCUGCCCUCCACCAAAGCCACGCUCUACACCUCCUGCAUCCUGCUGGGCGUCUUCAUCAACAGCAGCGUGCCCAUCUUCUUCGAGCUCUUCAUCGAGACGGUCUACCCGGUGCCCGAGGGCAUCACCUGCGGCGUGGUCACCUUCCUCGGCAACCUCUGCACAGGCCUCCUCCUCUUCUUCCUCACUUUCUACUUCACAGAUACAUCCUGGCUAAACUGGUGUCUGACUGGCUCCUGUGUCUUCAGUCUCAUCCUCAUCCUCCUGUUCCGAGAAUCGUAUGACCGCCUCUACCUGGACGUCUUUGUGUCCGUCUGAACUCCUCGUCGAGGACCGGAAGCCUUUUAUUUAAAGAAAACCAGGAAAGAACGGAAUAACGGUUUUUGCAGCGAAUUGCACAAAAAGGAGACUGAAACAGUAACUGUUAGAGCAGCAAGACAAGCGUUUUGUCUGUCCUCUGUUUUUAUGGACUUUGAUAUUGUAAGAGGACAUGCUGUAUGCUGUUGAUGUUGUCGUUGUUGUUGUCGUACAAGUGUCUAACAACAUUGACGGUUGCUUUUGUGAAAUCGAUCGAGAUCCCUAGGGAGGAAAAAGAAAAUGACGUGUCCUAGUGUCAACUAGCGUAGUCAAUGUUUCUUACCCACACCAAGUUGUUUUUCUCUCUUGGUCUUGCUAUCGUUUUUAUAAUUAUUACCAUUAUUGUUUUUUAUAUAUAUAUACAUUGUCUGAAGGUGAUGACAAUAUCACCAUUGUUUUGGGCAUGAGGGACUUUUGUUGUUUACAAGGUUCAAGUGGGUUGGGAGGAGGGUGGAAUAGAUUUUUUUGUUUUUUGUUUUUUUAGAAGACAUAGUCGACAAGUAGAAGUACUCAGUGGCGCCCCCCAGUGCCAGGCAGUUCAGCUCAUUAGCACUGCUGAUAGACCACACACUCUAUAAAUCAGACACUUCCCAAAGGUUCCAUGGGGACGCCAGACCUAAAGGGAGCACUCAGUGGUUUUAAUGUCACUCAUAACCUCCCCUUUUGAAAGAUGUGGCUGGGGAAGAGGGGUGCUG